Molecule: messenger RNA, 2196 nt
Organism: Xylona heveae TC161
Lineage: Eukaryota; Fungi; Ascomycota; Xylonomycetes; Xylonales; Xylonaceae
Product: high affinity nicotinic acid plasma membrane permease-like protein
Exons: 4
Coding region: 202-1812 (536 amino acids)
Biological process (GO): biotin import across plasma membrane
Cellular component (GO): membrane
Molecular function (GO): biotin transmembrane transporter activity; dethiobiotin transmembrane transporter activity; solute:proton symporter activity
Source: RefSeq, a predicted model, not a curated record
AUUUCAUAACCUUUUCUUGUCCCUUUUUAGAGGCGAAUAUAAAAUCAUUCAUUGAACUCUCUGAUCCUUGGUGAAUUUGCUGGCCACCGCCUUUCUAUUCGACUUUUAAAGAGCACCUGCUACGCUGCUGCUCCUUUACGGAGUGCAUUUGGGUUGCUUCGCUCGGGCAGCAUUCUCCUCCAAGUGGAAGGCAUAGGUACAAUGGAAAUUAGUCCUUCCCCGGAGCCUGCACAAGAGGAUGGCAAGCGAUACUAUCACAAUGACGUUGAGAUAGCAGCCGAAGAGCAUGAUUUUGACCGGAUUGAAAAAAUAUACAACAAACUUGACUGGAGAAUUUUACCAGCAUUCUGGACCUUGUACUUUAUGUGCUCUGCUAUUCGGUCCAAUGUUGGCUUGGCGCAGACGAUGAACCUAAAGCAAGGCCAUGACCUUGCUUCUGUACUACAUCUUUCCGAGCACCAAGUCUCCACCGGCCUUGCGCUCUUCUACGUUUGCUAUGUUGUUUUUGACCUUCCAGCAAACCUAGUGAUGACGAAGUUGCAGCCCCAUGUGUGGAUGAGCAGAAUUGUCAUCUGCGUCGGUCUUGUCGGUAGCUGCAUGGCUGCCAUGAAGGCUGCAUGGAGUCUCUACCUUCUCCGGCUGCUUCUAGGAAUUGUCAUUGCAGGAAUGUGGCCCGGCAUGUCAUAUUACUUGACGCUAUUCUAUCCACCUUCUCGCACUGGCAAGAGAAUUGGUCGUUAUUUUACAGCGGCACAGGUGUCGGCAGCAGUCGUAGGCCUAGUCUCUGCCGGGUUUCAGCAAAUGGACGGUCGUGGAGGCCUCGUUGGCUUCCAAUGGAUGUUCCUCAUCUGGGGUCUAGUCACCAUUGUUGUCGGAUUCGCUUUGCUUUGGUGGCUUCCUGAUCGACCACUGCCGCCGGGCGAGACCAGAAACCGGUCAGGGUGGCGAAAAUUUAUCCCCGCAUCCAAGCCAGCCCUGACGGGUGAAGAUGCAAGAGUCCAUUACGAAGAUCUUACACGAGUCUAUCAACGCACCCAGUGGACCGCGAAAGAUCUGCUUCAAGUCUUUCUUGACCCUUAUGCCUGGCCACUUUUAAUAUGUUAUUUUGGCGUGGUCGGGGUAGGAUAUGGUAUCCAAAAUUAUGGUACUGUCAUCAUUAAAUCAAUUAAACCAAACCUCACGGGCGUCCAACUAAGCCUUCUUUUCGCCCCUAUUUGGAUCAUGGACCUAAUUGCAAUCCUCCUCGUAACACCCUUUUCUGAUCGUUUCCAUCGCCAUCGCGCGCUGUUCUUCUCGAUCCCCGUUUUGAUUCAGAUUGCUGGCUUAUUGAUAACCACUUAUUCCGGAUCACAAGCGAACCCAUGGCCCCGGUAUGGCGGUCUCCUUAUUGUUGGGUUUGGUCUCGGGCCCACUGUGCCCAUCAUCAUGGCUUGGACAAACGAAAUAUUCCAGCCACGGCAUGGCGAGGUUGGUGUCGCAGCAGCUAGCGCUCUUGUAUCUGGAUGGGGAAACCUUGGUUCUGUUGUUACGACCUACGCAUUGUACACGGGAUGGUCCGCCGAUAGCAAACCUGGCCCGAAGCAGUUUCACAAAAGUAAUCUGGUUAUGAUUGGCAUUCUUGCGGCCUCUAUUCUCAGCUCGAUAGGUUUAACUAUCAUGCUGAAAGUUCUUGGGCUGGACUACGGCCGGAAGCAGAAAAGGAUUACGACCCGCGAAGGCGAGGAUCUCCCUCCUACCAUCGACAAUGCCGCUCGUCGCGAAGCUCAACAGCAAGGGCUUAAAGGCCUGGGUAGAUUGUGGCCGAGAAGAUAAGUGACAUCGUGUCGCUUGUGCGAAUGAAACGAAACGCCAACAGCGAGUCAUUACUUGAGAGGCAUGGAGCAAAAUGGCAAGUAACUUCAGCACAAUCGACCGCUCAUAAAGGCAACGCUACAAUAGAGUGGUCCAGCAUUCAGAAACGACGGCCGCAUACUCUCGUCGCCACAAGCCUUAUUCUCUAGGAAAUCGUUUGGCGUCCAGGGCAAUCAUGUUGCUUGAUACCGAUUUCAGCAUAUUGCCCUCUCGAAUAGGUCAGCUGGCAGCUCUGCGGCGCUGAGCAUGAGAAUGACUCCCCUUCCCCCUCAGAUUAAGAAGCUAAAGAUUCCCAUGGAAAACCUAAAAUUAUUGUAAUUCUGAUGUAGAAGAUGAAUGGCAUGU